Messenger RNA from Rhinolophus ferrumequinum (greater horseshoe bat), 730 nucleotides. Its product is annotated as collagen alpha-2(I) chain-like. The record is from RefSeq and is a predicted model, not a curated record. Lineage: Eukaryota; Metazoa; Chordata; Mammalia; Chiroptera; Rhinolophidae. Bases 19 to 675 code for a protein of 218 amino acids. The transcript has 2 exons.
CCUCUAGGGGUUCUCCGGAUGGACGUUGGGAAAGACCAGGAAGAACAGAGUAAUCCUGCCCAGCUGUGGCCUGCGUCUGGCCUCUCUCAGAGGACUGAAUCGGACCCCCUCCCUGUGUUCUCACACCUCCCGGAGCUGAGGUUCUGGGCUUCGCUUUCGCUAGAACGGAAAGUGGGCAGCCCAGGCUACAGUACAGGGAAAGGGGUCAGCGGAUUGGCCUCCACCCACUUUCCUCCGCCUUCCCCGCCUAUAAUUUUGUUGCUUGGGGCCCUCAGCCGACCUGGCUUUGGGGCUUCCGGGUGUUCCCACGCUCUGCCCGGCGGCACUAGGGCGCACGUGCACCCCAGCAGGCUGAUGUACAGGCCGCCGCCACGCAUGCAAACCCGUGCCUGCAAGUAUGUGCGUGGCCCACAUCUGCACACACGCCCCUCCAGAACUGCGUUCUUGCCUCGCUCGGGCCCCGGCACACGUGUGCACGCAGGCAGGCCCUCGCAACGAGCCCCCACCGACCGACACCCAAAGACUGGCGGGAGACUCGGAGCAGGGGGCAGCCUGGCCGCAGAAUCCGGGCAGCCACCGCCUCGGGGCGAUCCCGCCGGCCUGGGCUGCGUCCAGAGGGACCGUUCGCCUUGCCUAACCCUACGGCGUGCAAACCUGUGUGACCCUCUUGUGUGAAACUGCCCUACCUGGACUAUUGGAGGCCGUCCUCUGGCCGGAGCCUUGAUUGAUG